Hevea brasiliensis (rubber tree) is the source of this 678-nucleotide messenger RNA. Its product is annotated as probable terpene synthase 8. NCBI's taxonomy places the organism in Eukaryota, Viridiplantae, Streptophyta, Magnoliopsida, Malpighiales, Euphorbiaceae. Bases 1 to 678 code for a protein of 225 amino acids. The record is from RefSeq and is a predicted model, not a curated record. Gene Ontology annotation, molecular function: terpene synthase activity; magnesium ion binding. The transcript has 5 exons.
AUGGCCACUCAAGCAAAAAUUGAGCAAGACCAUUUUCGUCCAUCAGCAAACUUUCCCUCCAGCGUUUGGUGCUGCUCUUUUGCAUUAAUAUGUGAUGUGGGUGAUCAUCAUGAAUCAGAUGUUUUUAACAAAUUCAAAGACAAUGAUGGAGGGUUCAAGAAAGCCAUCACCAAUGAUGUGAAAAGCCUCCUUGGCUUAUACGAAGCUAGCUUUCUAUGUGUGCAUGGAGAAGAUAUUUUAGAUGAAGCCCUUGCUUUUACAAAGCAAUACCUGGAAACUCUAGCUGAGCAGCAUGGAAAGACUAAGAUUCAUCAAUAUAUAUCCUUUUACGAAAAAGAGGAGUCUCGCAAUGAAACCCUGUUGAAGUUUGCAAAGUUGGACUACAAUCGAAUUCAAUUAUUAUAUAGACAAGAGCUAGCCAUUCUCUCAAGGUGGUCGAGAGACUUGAAUGUUACACACAAGUAUCCUUAUACAAGAGAUAGAAUUAUGGAGGCCUAUGUAUGGGCACUUGGAAGCAUUUGCGAGCCUCAGUUUGGUGCUUCUCGGUUGAUGAUUGCUAAGUAUGUGCAAGUGGAGACAGUGCUAAAUGACACGUACGACGCAUAUGGAACACUGGAUGAGCUCUAUCGUUUUACAGCCGCAUUUGAAAGGUGCAAUGUUGAUGGUAUUGAUGAUUAA